CGGAUUGGCUUUUUGUGCCUAGAUUGUAUCGCGUUUCCAAGGGGAAGCUGGAGCGGUGGUGGCGCCGUUGCUGGUGCCGGUGACGGCAGGGGAAACCCAGUGCGGCUCAGCCCGGUCUGGCCGGGGGUGGGGACGCGACCAUGAGUUUGGCCUUGAGGAAUGAUCUUGCGGUAGACAAAACCAAAAGGAAAAAAAGAAGAGAACUGACUGAAGAACAGAAGCAAGAAAUUAAAGAUGCUUUUGAGUUGUUUGACACAGACAAAGAUAAAGCAAUAGAUUAUCAUGAAUUAAAGGUGGCAAUGAGAGCCUUGGGUUUUGAUGUAAAAAAAGCUGAUGUGCUAAAAAUACUUAAAGAUUAUGAUAGAGAUGCAACAGGCAAAAUCACCUUUGAAGAUUUUAAUGAAGUUGUGACAGACUGGAUAUUGGACAGAGAUCCACAAGAAGAGAUACUCAAAGCAUUCAAAUUAUUUGAUGAUGAUGACUCAGGUAAAAUAAGCUUGAGAAACCUGCGCCGUGUUGCUAGAGAACUGGGUGAAAAUAUGUCUGAUGAAGAACUACGGGCUAUGAUUGAAGAAUUUGAUAAAGAUGGAGAUGGAGAAAUCAAUCAGGAGGAGUUCAUUGCUAUUAUGACUGGAGACGUUUAAAGUUACAAGAAAAUGAACUCAACAACAAAAAAGGGAGGAUUAUUGGCUGUUAACAUUGCAAUUGCCAUCUUAUGGUUCUGUUUAUUUCUGUAGCUGGACCCAUGCAAAAAAAUUAUUUUCCUCAAAGGACCAAAAGAAACAUACGUUUUAUGUACUGAUACUUCAGUAAUUUGUAACAUUAUUUUUUGGAGUAAACAGUGUUCAGUUUUUGAAAUGUUUGAGUAUUCAUUUGUAAAAUAGCUUUAUAUGAGAUUUCUAAAUUAAAUCAUAUUAUAAAAAUCUUUUGAAGUUUACUUUGUUAGCAGUAGCUGUGGCCUUAGUUUUGAUAUAUAAAGUUUUAACAAACUUCCAUUUUUAAUAAAAUGUUCUUUUAUUAUUGGUAUUUGAAA
This is a messenger RNA of Trachemys scripta elegans, 1033 nucleotides long. It is a transcript of the gene CETN3, whose product is annotated as centrin 3. Gene Ontology annotation, cellular component: microtubule organizing center. The coding region runs from base 141 to 644 and encodes 167 amino acids. Gene Ontology annotation, molecular function: calcium ion binding; microtubule binding. The record is from RefSeq and is a predicted model, not a curated record. The transcript is spliced from 5 exons. NCBI's taxonomy places the organism in Eukaryota, Metazoa, Chordata, Testudines, Emydidae. Gene Ontology annotation, biological process: spindle pole body duplication.